Momordica charantia (bitter melon) is the source of this 1172-nucleotide messenger RNA. It is a transcript of the gene NPQ7, whose product is annotated as antigen receptor-like protein (DUF565). Lineage: Eukaryota; Viridiplantae; Streptophyta; Magnoliopsida; Cucurbitales; Cucurbitaceae. The record is from RefSeq and is a predicted model, not a curated record.
CAACCAUUUUUAGUUCAAAUUUAUCGAUUUCCCGGAAAGAAGCCCUAAAUCACUGAAAAAGAACCCACGCACGACUUCUGCGUUCUGCCCUCUACCCACGAAAAAGAAAGAGGCCCACGCUGCUUCCUUCGCCGAUUGCGUUCGCCACCGCCACCACCACCUCCGGCCGCCACCGCCGCCAGUUUUGCCGUUGACGCCUUGCGGCCAGGACACUGUUCAUCUUCGCCGUCUAUCACCUUUUCCGCCGAUGAAACUAAAUUAGAACUUGAAUAUUGAAGCAGUCUCUUUUGAUUGGAAGAUUGUGUAGUAAAUGGCAAUAUCAGUAUCCAGAUGACCACCUGCCAUAUGGGAGCCAUGAUUCUGCAGUCCAGAUUAUUGAAAAUAGAGAGUUAUAGCUCCAGAGGAUCAUGUCUUACCAAUAUAUCUUGCUUAGUUUAUUACUGGGGCUACGCGGCUGUCUUUAAUGCACAAAAUUCAACCCGUUGCUUGAAGUCUGCACCCUUUCCUCGAAGAAGUUUCCAGACGAGUAGACAUCUCCGGAAGCGGAAGCUAGCCUUUGCAUUAGAUACAAGUGGGUUACCUAGAAAUGGUGGGGAAGACAACCCUGAUGGCGAUGAAUCGAAUCUCGGUCGUACUCGAUUAGGCAGGCUAGUUAGCUCAGCCGCCCGACAGUUGCUGGAAAAGCUAAACUCAGCACGAAAGAACUUCCCUAUGAAGAUAUUUUUGCUUCUUUUGGGUUUCUACACAGCAAAUGCACUUGCUACAAUUCUUGGGCAGACGGGUGACUGGGAUGUUUUGGUUGCUGGUGUAGUGGUUGCUGCCAUUGAAGGGAUUGGUGUGCUCAUGUACAGGAAGCCUCCACCUUUAUUAACCAGGAGGUUGAAAUCUUUUAUUGUGAUGAUCAACUACUGGAAAGCUGGCGUGUGCUUAGGCCUCUUUGUUGAUGCGUUCAAAUUAGGGAGUUGAAAGAUGCCGCAUCCGAAACUACUCUCUCGCUCUUCUCUCAGUUCAUGACUGCCUUCAUGACUUGAGGAAUAGGAAAAAAAGGUAAUUCUUUUCACCUUGGAGGAGAAUCACUUCUGUAUAAGGCAGGAAAUUUGAUUCCAUUUGUGUAAUUUGUGUAACUAUAUUACUCUUAUAUAUACAUAAUCUUGGAUGAUUCUGUACCAUAA